Molecule: messenger RNA, 1349 nt
Organism: Schistocerca cancellata (South American locust)
Lineage: Eukaryota; Metazoa; Arthropoda; Insecta; Orthoptera; Acrididae
Product: transmembrane protein 68
Exons: 7
Coding region: 174-1130 (318 amino acids)
Cellular component (GO): membrane
Molecular function (GO): acyltransferase activity
Source: RefSeq, a predicted model, not a curated record
UGUUUUCCAUCACAGGAGAGUGACUACGUGUGUUGACAUACAAAUGUGACCAGUAAGCAUGGUCCGUGCGUCAAUUAUUUUAAGUUUGUCACAGUAAAAGUGACGUACCGCAAGUGCAGCACACCAUACGAUUUCCUACUUUCAUAAGCAAUAAGUUUGCCAAUUUUAUAGGCAUGACAGUUUUGACAAAUGUCACAAGAUAUUUUGAAAAUGCGAUUGUUGAAUACAUAGAUGUCCACUUUACGUUGUGGUUGACAUGGCUUUUAGCGCCGCUUCUGCUUACCUUCAUGUUGCCUCUAGUCAUAUUUUUAAUGUUCUAUAUGAAUGCCGUUAUACUCUACAUUUACAAGCUACAUAGGGAACGUCUUCGACAUGCAUACGAGACAGACUUCUGGGAUGGUGCUCGGAAAACAAUUGCUGCCUUAUGGGACGCCCAUGGCUGGCUUUGGCAUGGUUAUGAAGUCAAUGGAAUGGAUAACAUCCCAGAUGAAUCACCUGCCUUAAUUGUUUACUAUCAUGGUGCUAUUCCUGUUGACUUGUAUUAUUUUAUAUCAAAGGCCUACCUUUUUAAGAAUCGUCUUAUACAUACAGUCGCAGACAGGUUCCUCUUCAAAAUACCAGGUUGGACAAUUGUAUCUGAGGUGCUGGGAGUGAUACCUGGCACAGUGCACACAUGUGCUAAUAUACUGAAGGAAAAUAACCUGCUUGCUAUUUCACCAGGCGGUGUGUAUGAAGCACAGUUUGGAGAUUCAUACUACAGACUAAUGUGGAAGAAAAGACUCGGUUUUGCAAAAGUUGCACUUGAAGCCAAAGUGCCAGUUAUCCCAAUGUUCACUCAGAACUUGAGGGAAGCAUUUCGCAGUAUUGGUCUUGGUGGUCGUCUUUGGUUGAGACUGUACAACAUCACAAGGUUCCCUCUUGUUCCGAUAUAUGGGGGAUUUCCUGUUAAGCUUAAAACCCACAUUGGUAAACCAAUACCGUAUGAUGGCAGCCUCACACCAGAACAACUGCAGGCUAAGAUAGCUUCUGCUUUGGAAGAUCUUAUCCGGAAACACCAGCGGACACCUGGAAGUAUUUUAAGGGCACUAAAGGAACGAGUUUAUGAAACGCCUAAAGAAAAAGAAACAUAAUACCUCUUCUUUUCUAUUUGCAGUGGAUUAGUGACAGAUUUUGAACAACGAUGAAGUAUUAUAUCUACUUACUGCCAUUUAUAAAUGAGAAAAAAAAUGAGGAGAAAGAGGCAACUCUUCAUUGGUGGUGUUAUUAUGAAUUGUAAUUAAUUCUCAUUGUGAUGUGUUAUUUUCACACUAACUCAUGCAUUAGAAAUAUAUAAAAGAGCCUGAUCUUAA